This is a messenger RNA of Thunnus maccoyii (southern bluefin tuna), 3254 nucleotides long. It is a transcript of the gene abhd15a, whose product is annotated as abhydrolase domain containing 15a. The transcript has 3 exons. The record is from RefSeq and is a predicted model, not a curated record. Bases 434 to 1903 code for a protein of 489 amino acids. Gene Ontology annotation, molecular function: short-chain carboxylesterase activity; monoacylglycerol lipase activity. Lineage: Eukaryota; Metazoa; Chordata; Actinopteri; Scombriformes; Scombridae.
CGUUGCACAGAGACAUUUCUUGCGCUCCCAACUGUUGGCUGGAAGCACCGGUCGAGCGCAGUCCUGCACAUGGUCGCUUUCUGUACCAGUUGGCACUGGAUGCAUGAAACACGGAUGUAAUUUCCCCGCUUAUUAAAAGAUGCCUACAGACAUGGAAACAUCCAUGAGCUACAAUGAUAGAAACGCUGCGUAACUGACAGCACGCCUACAACGACAAGGGACUGGUGCGCUCUGGCACCGGAGGAAAGCAGUCACCAAACUUCACACGAACAAAGCACCAAUUUAGGACAAAACACCGGGACACUGUGAGACUGAACAUGUUUCCUUGGAAUAAUUGUAAUCUGUAUUUAUAGCCUAAUUAUCAACUUCAGCACCAGAAUAAGGUGUGGAAAGCGUCCGUGUUGUGCUCAUUCUGCUCCCCCCGACCGCGCCAAUGUUAGGAUGGCUUGUGGCUCUGUGCACUGUGAUCCUGGUGGUCUUAAUUUGGCCAGGCUCUGCUAUGCUUCAAGGACUGGGGAUUUCACGGCAGGCAGCGAAGGACAAGACCGUGAGGUGUAUUUCAGACCGAGAGGGGAGCGACGGUGCGCAGACGGCCUGUGUGACCGAUGAGAAAACACGCACCGUGGCACUCAUCUGCAAACCGUCCGCGUUGGCCAACUAUCUCCUAAAACACUGCAGGACUUUCAGCAAUUACUCGCCGUGUGUCGGGUGGACGUGGCGGGCCAGCGCCUUCCUCCUGAGUGUGUAUGAGGCGUGCUGGCCGUACGACAGUCCGGUCCAAUUUGUGCGGGACAACCUGCAGCUGAGCGACGAUGGGCUGUUGGCCUUGGACUGGGCAGUUCCGUCCUACCAGAAACGACGCAGGACUUCCAGUCACUCCACCAGCCCGGUUCUUCUCAUCAUCCCAAACUCUUUUGGGAAGAUCACAAGAAAUGUGUUGAAGUUGUGUGAAACAGCUCUUUCCCACGGCUACCUCCCAGUAGUCUUCAACCGCCGCAGCCAUAACGGCACACCGCUCACCACCCUCAAACUGCAGCAGUUCGGUGACCCUGCUGACCUGCGAGAAGCUGUGCGCUACAUUCGCUAUCGGCAGCCUGCAGGAAGACUGUACGCAGUGAGUGAGAGCACCGGGUCAGGUCUUCUCCUGUCUUACCUUGGGGAGUGCGGAUCAUCGAGCUACGUGACAGCGGCCGUCUGCCUGUCACCCGUGUUCCGCUGCCAGAGCUGGUUCGAAAAUGGACUCUGCUGGCCCCUGCAGUGGACUUUGGUGCUCUACCAGAAGAUCUGCCUCAGCAGGUACAGGACAGUGCUGGGUGAGACCAUACAGACAGACACCCUGUUUUCUAGCUGUUCCUUGCGUGGCAUGGAGGAGACGCUGUUCUGUCAGGCUGGCAGCAGCAGUAAUACUUCAGGUUCUUGGGAUGCUUACUGGGAACGUAACGAACCCUUAAGAGACGUGGACGAAGUGGCUAUUCCUGUUCUGAGCGUGUGCGCUCAAGAUGACCCUGUCCGUGGUGACACCCAAUCCACGGUGCCCCUGGAACUCUUUGAGACCAACCCACAUUUUUUUCUCCUCCUAACAAGCUGUGGCGGUCACUGUGGUUUCUCCACCCAGUCCGAGGGGAGUGCCGCUGGUGGCUCUGUGGUUGCACCGAACACUGGGAUGGAGAGCUGUGGGACCAAUUGGAGCCACAAAGCUCUGCUGGAAUUCUUUCGGGCGACCACAGACUUCUUUGCUGCAGAGGAGAGAGCAAAGCAACUCGCUGCAAGGAGGAGGGGGCUCGGGGGAGGCUCAGGGGGGAGGGUUUUCCGCCACCGCAGCGUUAGUACAUGUAAACGAAUGCCAGCGUGUUCCCAUAAUAUCCAUGCCAUUUACAAUUGGCAGAGGUCCUAUACACGAUGAGGGAGCUUGAUGGAAGUUGAUGGACUACACUUAUGCUGUUUUAAUUUGGGAUAUGAAGGACUGUCUGUAUGUGACUCUCAGCCACAAAGUGCUGUCAUAACCACAACUAGAAAAGUGCUCGGGUUUGUGAGGCACUGAGGUCAUGGAGAACUUUUAAGCGAGAGAGAGUGAGUGUUGUUAUCACAUGCUUGAUGUGAGCCGUAAAACACUAAGACACACAAAAAAAAAGCUCAUGACAGGCCACAAGCUUGCGUGCAGCUGUGUUCAAACUGUUCAAACUGUUGACAGUAAACUCUCAAGAUGGGUGGCUUAUCUAUUUUUCUACAGACUGAUAACAAGUCUCUUCACUGCCAGCUGUUGAAACUUAAGGAUUCUGUCACAGAUUUAUUAACACACACACGUAUUGAUCCAUUAAUUAAUCACAUUUUACACAGUUUGCAACAUUUGAAACCACAACUGCAUCAGCAUUUGGGAUAUUUGAAACAUUGACACUUACUGUAGUAUUUUAUUGAAGUUUGGUAUAACUUAAGAAUAUGUAUUGGGGAGAAAAUAUGUUGAAAGGUUGUAUAAAAGAAAGUUUACUGUGUAUAUUAUUGGAUGUUCUCUUUUUUUAUUAGGGAAAUGUCCUGUGAUGCGUACAGUGGAAGAACUUGUAUGUGACUGCUACCCAGUCAGCCACAGGAAAGUCUGUGUUAUGAGGUUAUGAUACUUUAAUGAGCUGGUUGGCUGGAGGCACUUUAUGAGUUUUCCUGUCUCAUCAUUCAAACUCUGUGAUCAGAUGUUUCCCCCAGCAAGUGGUGAAGCUGUCAGGAGGCUGGUUUACUGAGAUGGAGCAUUCGAAACUUAGCAGUAUAAUGUUGUUUGAAACAUUUCCUGAGUUUCUGGUUAUUUUGUUAUCUGGGUUCAUUCUCAUGUGUAAGGCUAAUAAAGUGUAGAAUACAUACUUUAUUAGAAGGUAAGAAAUAUAUUGUGUUCAAAGGGCAGCUCUACAGUUCAAUAAGCAGGAAAAAAAGCCAAGAUUCAGAACAGUAGAAAGCAGAACUUAGGAUACAAACCUACCUACCAAGCAUUAUUCAUCAACUUAUUGUUGUAUUCUGUUUCAUAAAGAUGCUAUACACACCUCAUAUAUGUAUGAUAUUACAUGAUGGAACUAUGGAAAAUAAAAGUAUAAUAAAGGAACGAUGAUGACAAACUUGGGAUAUAUGCUUUGUAGAGGCAAUAUGUUGUGAAAAAUAACACUAAAAAGGUUGUUUUUCUGCCAGUAUUUUGCAUUUUACUGUAACUUGUUCUCAACUUCUAAUUAUUUUUGGUUAUACACUUGUUGAUUUUUUUCAAGUAAGUAGAUAAAGUU